UCAUUUCAUCAUUGUGUACUCAAAUUCUCAUCUCAAUUCCCCCUCUUUUUUCACAUCCAUUUCAUUUGCUAGAUGGCUUCUAUGAUCCAAGAAAAUUGGGCAACCAUCAAUGGCCAAGAUGGUUUUGAUGAGUUCGAGCCAUUGGAAAUCGAUGACACCCUUUGGAUGUCAAUUCUUGAUGAACCACAUGUAGAUGAUGAGUGUGAUGAUGAGAGAUUAUCGAAUGUGAUUCGGUCUUUAGAAGCUGAGAUUAAUCCAAUUGUGAUUGAUGAAAGUGAUAUGAGUUUAGAGCUAGAAUGGAAUGCUGACUGGGAGGGUAGUCAUCAAUUUUCGACCAGUCAGAAUGUUUCUAAAUCGCAUGAUCUUGAUUAUAAUUGGAUGGAAAUUGAUGAUAUGUACAUCCAAGGGUAUGAAGAUGGAAUUGGUGGUAUAAUAGAGUUUGGUGGUGUUAAAGAUUUUUCCCAAAUAUCUUAUGGAGUGGAUGAGCAUGUUUAUGGUGCUUUAUGGCAAGAAACUAAUUGAAUGAUGCUCCUAAGGGGUGUUAAUAGUCCAAUAUUUAAGUUAAUGGACCUUUUUUGUAAAUGAACUUGUAAUGUUUGAGGGUUGCAAUUGCCCUUUACUACAUCAAUUAAUUGAAUAUCAAAAAAAUAGUUACUUAGCUUCA
Messenger RNA from Lactuca sativa (garden lettuce), 664 nucleotides. RefSeq lists its product as uncharacterized. The record is from RefSeq and is a predicted model, not a curated record. Lineage: Eukaryota; Viridiplantae; Streptophyta; Magnoliopsida; Asterales; Asteraceae.